AUUUGUAGGAGCGUAUUCUAUGUGCCAAACACCAUACUAGUAUUGACUUUUUAGGGGGAGGCUACACCAAAAAGGCUCGAGGCGAUGGCGGAGGUGAAGACAGCGACCGAGGCUAACGGCGCGGCGGCAACUAAGAGCAGUAGCAGCAACGGCCGCACCCGCGAGACAGAGCAUGACGAGACGCGGAAAAGGCGUGUUCCUCCAGGAGCCAACGCCACGCCCGAGGAGCGCGCACGCUACGAAUUGGAGCGUAAGAAAGUGGCCAAAUACAAGGAGGACAAGCUCAAAGCGCGUCGCGAUCACACGCGCAUGAUCCUGGAGAGCCACGCACAGGCCAAGCGACGUGCUCUUCUUGGCAAACAAUCAGAGUUCCUGGCCACCCUCGAGUUCCGCAACACGCUGCCGGAUAUCCCAUUCGACACUAAGUUCGUCAAGUACCCGCACGAACCGGAACGACUCAUCAAGUACAAACCCAACACGCUGGAAAUGGACUACACGUACGAGAUCCACGAGGAGCCCAAUCUUGGACUAACCAUCGACCUCAUCGACCCAGCCAAGUACGAAGCCCCGUUGGAGCCCGAGCCGCUUGAGGUUGGCGAUGAGCAGGUACUGAUGAUGAAGGAGGACCAUGUUGGCAACAAGGGCCGAUCCAAGGCCCGUCCGACGGUCUCUUGGCUGCGACGCACCGAGUACAUGGGCAACGAUCUGUACGACUCGGUGCACAAAUUCAAGAGCGAGGCAGAAAUUCAGAGUGCACUGCGUGAGGGUACGGAGAACGCGCUGGCGGAGGUGGUGUCAGUAACGUUGGAGGACCGGGCCGAAGCAUCCUUCCGCGACAUUAACGACCCCAAACUGUUGGUGCACCCACACAACAAGAGGAAAAAAAUUGCCAAAGUUUGGGAUGUCUUCCCGGACCAACUCCUGUCUGCCAACAAGUAUGCAAUUCUGUCGUACGAUAUGCUUCCUUCGGAAGAUGUAAAGAGCAAUGGAAUUACAAGUCGCGAGGAACGUGCUCUGUUGUGUGGUGUAAACAAGAAGAUUCAAGCCGGCAACGAGCUUAUUCAGGGAUCUAUUCUUUUACCAAACGCAUCCACGGACGAGGAGGAAAGCAGCGAUCGCGAGAAAUUCUCUUACCUCCGAGAGUAUCUUAUGUCUGUGGAUUCGCUUGACAGUCGCGAGUCACAGCACGUUGUCUUCAUGCUGGAUCCUGAAUCCAAUCAGUUCACGUACAGUGAUGUUCUGAACCGUAUCCAGCUCAGAAAAACGAAGGUACGUCGUGUUGAGUCGACGGCGUGUUAUCUUCUGGUUUGAACCCCGACAUUUGUGUGGCUAUUGCAGAUGAGUGGCGAAGAAAAACGCCGUCAUGGAGCUGUCGUUCACCGCCGGGGUUACUCAGAAGGCGAAAACGAGCGUCGCACUCAAAUUCUUUUCGAAUGCGGAGGAGUUUACGAUGAUCAGCUUGAUGACGAUGAGAGUGUGCGUGAGUUCAAGCGCCGACGGGCAGGAGAAAAUCAGGUAUCACCUGAUGACGAGGAAGCGAAGGCAAGCACACCUCCACCCGACAGUUCUCCGGAGAAAGCAGGCAACCCGGCUGAAAAAAAUGGCAGGGGUGAUAGCCCCUUCCCGCAGAACGACGGAAGUGCGAGCCCAGUCAUCAGUGACAGUGACAGUGAUUAAUCUGCUAGCGAUACGUGGUGUAAUGCUUUGCUCUGUUGCCUCGAUAACUCAAAACCACUUUGUUUUUUUUCAACAAGCAAGCUGUGUUGAUAUCAAUAACGUG
Messenger RNA from Phytophthora nicotianae INRA-310, 1780 nucleotides. RefSeq lists its product as hypothetical. The record is from RefSeq and is a predicted model, not a curated record. Gene Ontology annotation, cellular component: Cdc73/Paf1 complex. Gene Ontology annotation, biological process: transcription elongation by RNA polymerase II. Lineage: Eukaryota; Oomycota; Peronosporomycetes; Peronosporales; Peronosporaceae. The coding region runs from base 85 to 1311 and encodes 408 amino acids. Gene Ontology annotation, molecular function: chromatin binding; RNA polymerase II complex binding. The transcript is spliced from 6 exons.